This is a messenger RNA of Rotaria sordida, 1644 nucleotides long. Lineage: Eukaryota; Metazoa; Rotifera; Eurotatoria; Philodinida; Philodinidae. The record is from the annotation of a GenBank genome assembly.
AUGGCAUUACUUGAAGAUCCAACAAUUCAACGUAUACUUAAUGAAGUUAAUAAAGCAGCUAGUGGUGGAGUAUUUGGUCUUGCUGGUAAUUAUAUAUCUGAAUCACCAAAACCAAUGACACAAAUUAAUAUGCCAAAAGUCAAUAAUUUCUACACUCAUCAACAACAAACACCACUUUUUUAUCCACCACCGGAUAUGUUUGGUAUUGAUGGUGUAUCAAAUUUUGAUCAAAAUCUUGAUUUACAUUCAUUAGAAUCUAUUGUACCAAUAGCUACACCAAAUAAUUUUGAUCUUUAUAGUUCAGGUUUUUAUAAUACAAUGCCACAAAAUAUCAUGUCACCAUAUGAAAAUUAUAAAAAUGAUAUAUUAAAUAAUACUAAUAAUACUAAUAAUAACAAUAAUAAUAAUAAUAAUAAUAAUAAAACUAAACCAAUACGUAGAGCAUCAAGUGUUUCAUCAACAAAUAAUGACAUAUUAUUAGAUCAUCAUCGUCAUCAAGAAUAUCCAACAAUACCACCAAAAUUGACAUCUGCUAUGCCAAAUCUUGGUUUAAAUUUACGUACAACACCACAAUUAGAUUCUAUACCUGUCAAUGUAGGUGAAACAAUUGAUGAAGGUAUAUCAAAUGAAACAACAGAUAUAGCAACAGCAUCAAUUGAUUUAUUAGCUGAUAAAGAUGAUAAUAAUUCUUUACCACCAAAUAGUAAUAAUGAUGAAAUUGAUCCACCACCUCAUAUAUCUUCAGCUGGUCGAAUUUUUUAUGAUCCAAAUCCUCAAAUAAUUCAACGUAAAGGUUCAAAUUCAGUAACAUAUAAACAAAAUAUAAUUGUUCGUUUUUUACAACCACCACCGAUUCCAAAUGCUGGUCCACUUGUUAUUAAAGAAAUAAGUCCUCAACAACAACCACCAUUACCACCUUUGGUUAUUAAACAACGUCCAACACCACCAAAAACUCCACCACCACUUGUUAUUCGUGAAAAACCACCACCACUUCCACCAACUCUUGCAACAAAAGUGAUAACUCGACAUUUACCGCCUGACCCAACUCCACCACGAGCUGUAAUUAUAGAACGUUUACCUCCAUUACCACCUAAACCAAGGGAUAUUAUAAUUGAACGUUGGUUACCAUAUGAAAUAGUCAAUCAAAAACGUAAAGUUAUUAAUGCUUUUUCUUUUAUUUUUGUUUUAUAUAGUUAUGAACCUGUUCAUGCAAAAAUUGAACGUCAUUUUCAAAAACAAAGUGUUAUUCGUGAAGAUCCUCAAGCAUAUACAAAUCGUUUUGGUGAACAAUUAGUUGAACCAGCUGUUGUUAUUGAACAAGCUCGUGCUGCUGGAGUUCUUGAAGAUCUUGAUCCACCAGUAUCAUUUCUUACAUCAACAACUCAUAGCGUUGCUAUAGGUACAGAUUAUGAAACAACAAUAAAAACAACUGCUGAACAUGAACCAGAACAAAUUAAUAAUAAGGAUCAACAAGAAGAAAAAGAAAUUCUUCCAACAUCUAUUGAAAAUAUGCAAGAUGAUGAUGUUUUUGUUGAAGAAAAUGUUACACCUUUCUAUAUGAAUUCAGGUGAAAGUCUUCAACAAACACUUCAUCGUUUAGGUAUUGAAAUACCAAAAAAUAUCUUAAAUGAACAUCAAUUUUGA